Molecule: messenger RNA, 1062 nt
Organism: Rasamsonia emersonii CBS 393.64
Lineage: Eukaryota; Fungi; Ascomycota; Eurotiomycetes; Eurotiales; Trichocomaceae
Exons: 1
Coding region: 1-1062 (353 amino acids)
Source: RefSeq, a predicted model, not a curated record
AUGUCUUCUCCUUCAGCUCCUCAGGUCUCUGGCCGCCCUGGCAGGAAAAGUCGUCGCUGCAGGCUAUGUUGCUGCUGCUGCUGCUCCUGCAUCUCCAUCUGCUUCCUGCUCACCGUCAUUCUGCCCGCGGCAUCCGUCUUCCUCCUCACCGUGAGGCCCAUGAUCAGGGCCCUGCGCCACGAGGCCGAGUACUUCGGCGAACUCGAGGAACAACGCCGCCGCGACCGGGACUGGGACAAGGCCGCGACCAGGGGAAGGAUGCCGUGGAUGCUCGAGGUGCUGGAGGCCCCGGUCCCAUGGAACGAUCCGCGCCGCCGGCGGCCCCUGAUCCACGACAUCACGCAGCUGAUGACCGGCGAGUGGAAGACGCAGAUGCGGCUGAACGACGACGGCACGGCCGAGUUUCCGCAGCUGGAGUAUUGGAUCUAUGUCGGGGGAACGAGUCGGGGUAGGUCAUUGUGGUCCUUGUCUUUGGGAGAUUGGCGGACCUACGUCAGGGAUAUCUACCCCUUUCCUGUCCCCUCGCCCCCCGGCCCUAGCUGUGCCGACGAACCUGCCAUCUGCACCUCGUUCAACGCCGCCUUCGACCGCCUCCUCGAGCUGUACCAUACCCACCGCGUCAACCAGACCGGACGCGGCGACCUCGUCUUUGCGGACUGCGACGUCAGUCCGAUGCUGUGCGACGAGUUACGGCUCAGUCCGCUCAUGCUGGUCCACGUGCAGACGCAGUCGCCCUGCGGGGGGGAGAUGGAGCCCGAGUACCAUUUCGUGUGCCCGGUCAAGUGGCGGUUCGUGUCGUUGCCGCUGAAGAAGAUGCCGUUUCAGCGGACGGUGAGGCUGUCGGCGUUGCUGUCGUCGUCGUCUUCGCUGUCCAUCAAACCGGCUAGCAAGGAGACGUCGCCUGGGGACAGUAAUAACGACCAUGUGGUACCUGUGUUCCCUAGCGCAUUUGAGCAGCUGCAUUCACUAGUCAGUUAUGAUGGGAGCGUUGAGGCGCUCGACGUUGAGGAGAACCAAGUGUGGGAGAUUGUUGUCGAUGGACCAACGCCUAAAAUAGAUUGA